AUGAAGAUGAUUAUUCAAUUAUAUUUUGUUUUAAUUAUCGUGUGUAUCGUUGUAUCGGAUAAAGUACGUUACGAUGGUUUUAAAGUUUAUAAAAUAUCGAUUGAUAAUAAAAAUAGUUUAAAUAUUUUGACUGAUAUGGAAGAUGACGAGGGUUAUCAAUUUUUGAAUUAUCCGAGAAUGAACGAUUCGUCGUUGUUAGUUGUUGCUCCUGAAAAAAUACAAGAAUUUGAAAAUGUUGUUAAUAAUAAUAAAAUGUCUGUGGCGUUAAUGAUGGAUAAUCUUCAACGUUACAUUGACGAAGAAAAUCCUAAUGUCGAUGGAAGAUCAAAUUUUGAUUGGACGGCUUAUCACAGAUUGAACGUGAUAUAUCAAUGGAUGGAAAGUCUAGCACAAGAUUAUCCAAAAAUUGUUAACACUAUAGAUGCUGGAAUAAGUACACUUGGAACACCUAUAAAAGGUUUAAAACUACAAUUCAAUUCGAAUAAAAAUACAUCGAUAUUUUUGGAAAGUGGUAUACAUGCAAGAGAAUGGAUUUCAGUGGCCACUACUACAUAUAUUGCAAAUGAAUUAUUAUUUAGCAAAGAUCCUGUUGUUAGAAAUUUAGCUGAAUCCCAUGUUUGGUACAUAUUUCCUGUUUUCAAUCCAGAUGGGUACGAGUAUACACAUUCAACGAAUCGAUUAUGGAGAAAGAAUUUGAAACGAUCCACGUGGAGAUGCAAAGGUGUUGAUCUUAAUCGUAAUUGGGAUACACAUUGGUCAGAAAUUGGUUCAAGCUCAAAUCCAUGUUCAGAAAUUUAUGCUGGACAAAGUGCAUUUUCCGAAAUUGAAAGUAAAUCAAUGUCAACGUUUAUAAAUAAUAUACCAGAAAAAAUGAAGGCAUAUUUAGCAUUCCAUAGUUAUAGUCAAUUGUUGCUUAUACCGUUUGGUCAUAGUAAUGAGAGAAUAGACAAUUACGAUGACCUUAUGGAAAUAGGAAGGUUUUCCGUCAAGGCUUUGGCUAUGAGAUACGGUACCAAUUAUACUGUUGGUAAUAUAGUCGAUGUUAUUUAUCCAGCAUCAGGUGGUUCAAUGGAUUGGGUACGUGCAACUAUUGGUCCUCGCAUAACUUAUACAUAUGAACUUCGUGAUAAAGGUCGUUAUGCAUUUUUAUUACCAUCUGAUCAAAUUAUACCUACUGGAGAAGAAACUAUGGAUUCAUUGAUCGGAAUGUUUCAAAAAGCAUCUGAUCUUGGUUAUUAAUCAUUAUCAUAAUUGUUUAUUCAUUAUACAUUUUUUAUAAUUUGAUAUUUGUAAUU
Polistes dominula (European paper wasp) is the source of this 1295-nucleotide messenger RNA. RefSeq names its product zinc carboxypeptidase. Gene Ontology annotation, biological process: proteolysis. The record is from RefSeq and is a predicted model, not a curated record. Gene Ontology annotation, molecular function: zinc ion binding; metallocarboxypeptidase activity. Lineage: Eukaryota; Metazoa; Arthropoda; Insecta; Hymenoptera; Vespidae.